GCCGAGCCUGCUCAGGGAGUGAAUAAAGCUUCCUCUGGGCAAGCCCCCAACCAAAGCCACAGGCCCCCAAAGCCCGCCGGGACCCGGGAAGGGACAGAGAAAGGGUAGAGAGUAGAGAGGAAAUGCGGGAGAGCAGGGACAUACGAGAGAAGUGGAAGGAGCAAAAGCCGCGAAAGCCGCUUCCCACUUUGUGAUUGGAUGGUCAGAAGUGGGAGAGGGCAGGACUUCCGUGACAACAGGCUCUUUAAGCCUGCAGUCAUGUGAUUGGACCAAGAUGGCUUCUCCCAGGAUGUUUCCCUUGCUACUGAGUGUGGCGCUUCUGCAAUGGCCCUCUCCAGCCUCAGCCUUUCCGCGGACCGAGCCGCCGCAGGAACCGCUACCACUGUCCGCUGCACGGGGUCUAGGGGACAGCUGCUGUAACCCAUUGAGCAUGGGGGCCAUUAAAAAAAUGGUUGAGCGAAAAAUACCAGGAAUUUAUGUUUUGUCGCUGGAGAUUGGGAAGACUCUGAUUGAGGAUAUGGAGAACAGCUUCUUCUUAAACGUGAAUCAGCAGGUGGCCCUAGUGUGUGAAAUGCUCGAGAACCCCAAGCUGCAACAAGGCUACAAUGCCAUGGGAUUUUCUCAAGGUGGCCAGUUCCUGAGGGCAGUGGCACAGAGAUGCCCAUCACCUCCCAUGCUCAAUCUGAUUUCUGUGGGUGGCCAGCAUCAAGGUGUUUAUGGGCUUCCUCGAUGUCCAGGGGAGAGCUCUCAUAUUUGUGACUGGAUCAGGAAAACAUUGAAUUUGGGCGCCUACACCAAGAGCGUUCAGGAACGCCUGGUACAAGCUGAAUACUGGCAUGACCCGAUAAAGGAGGAACUCUACCGCAACAAUAGCGUCUUCUUGGCUGACAUCAACCAGGAAAGGGGCAUUAAUGAGACCUACAGGAAGAAUCUGAUGGGACUGAAGAACUUCGUGAUGGUAAAGUUCCUCAAUGACUCAGUUGUUGACCCUGUGGAUUCAGAGUGGUUUGGAUUCUACCGAAGUGGCCAAGCCAAGGAGACCAUCCCCUUACAGGACACUUCCCUGUACACACAGGAUCGCUUGGGGCUUAAGGAAAUGGACAAAGCUGGCAAAUUAGUGUUCCUGGCCGUAGAGGGGGACCACCUUCAACUCUCUGAACAGUGGUUUUACACAAACCUCCUUCCAUUCUUGGUGUGAAAUCCUUGCUUCAUUGUGGUUAUGAAAUGCAAUAAGAACUAUAGGCAUCCCAGCAUUUCCAUGGCAGCUCGAGGGGAGGGGAUGGGAGGGGGGUGUCCAAUCAAGACUGUACUCUGCCCUUAGAUACAACUAACAAUUCACUCCUUUCCUCAUCUAACACUGUCUGAGAAGAUAGAAGAUCCUCAUCUUAUCUGCUCACUACUCAGGCUUAAUCCCACUGCCAUAUGGUAAGGAGUCCAAGUUUCAUUAGCUAAUGAGUAUGAGGAUUGUUUUACGUGUCCUUGACUGUGGUCAAAAGCCUAGAAGGCUUUGUAGAAAAACCAGGAACAAAACAGUAAUUGCUAGAACACUGCCUCCCAAAUGUGGCUUGCAGUCCACUUAGAAUAACUCCUUUCUCUGGUAAAUGCUAAGCCAAGAAUAGGUGAAAAUUUAGGCAGUUCAGAUCAUUUAAUCAGUCACCUAAGUUUUCAGUUUUGCCAGUGGCAGUGAGCAGGCUAGACUGGUAUAUUCUGGACUUUGGGAGCUCUCAGAGAUGGGCAGCAAUGCUUACAUGGUGGUCCCUGGUGAGGGGUGUGUGCGUGUGGCAUCACCAUGGGAGGAUGCCAAAGAAAACAAGUCUUCUGGCUCCUGGAGCCUGGGCAGAGAGCAGAGUGGGGGAGGAGACAAUAGGGACCCUGUUUCCAAAUUUGUCCAGCUUUCCCAGCAUGCUCUGAGUGGCUGCUAAAGCCUCUUUUCUCACUGCACUUUUAAUGGCAGGAGCAAUAAAAGUAUUAUCUUUUUGGCUGCUUUGUGCAAAGGCUCUCAAACAGGCAGCACAAGUUUCACCCUGGAGGUGAACAAGCCCUGGAAAGCCUGCUUUUUCUCACACCCAUCCCCACAUUCCUCUUCUUUAGGGGAGAAAGUACUAAAGAGGAAAGAAAUAUUUAUGUUUUCAGUUUUGUCAGCUUUUCUGAAAAAUAAAAACCACUGUUUUCUUA
Dromiciops gliroides (monito del monte) is the source of this 2175-nucleotide messenger RNA. RefSeq names its product palmitoyl-protein thioesterase 1 (gene PPT1). Gene Ontology annotation, biological process: nervous system development; protein depalmitoylation; receptor-mediated endocytosis. NCBI's taxonomy places the organism in Eukaryota, Metazoa, Chordata, Mammalia, Microbiotheria, Microbiotheriidae. Gene Ontology annotation, molecular function: palmitoyl-(protein) hydrolase activity. Gene Ontology annotation, cellular component: lysosome. The record is from RefSeq and is a predicted model, not a curated record.